AUGGGUGGGAACGGAAUGGAAAGGCGGGGCUGGAGGCAGCUUCCCGACAGGACGGAACUGAGCACUUGGUCCUUCCCUGAGUGGCUCCCGAGUGGAGGCAGGAAGGGCUCCCCGACCAUCCCGCGCCUUCCGGCUUCUCCCAGCAUUACACCGGCUCUGAUUGGCCACAGCUCGGGUACCAUCUAUUCGCGUCCACGACCUUCCAACUUGGCUCAGCUAGGGGAGGAGCAGGUAUCUCGUACCUUCUAUCCGGACAAACUCAUGUCAAUUGGACAGCCCCGGGGAAAUAUUGGAGAUGGACCAUAUGCAUUUCUGUCAAAAGUUCAAAACGUCUCCAGCCUUGAAGCGGCCCCACGCAACCCAGUGCACUGGUGCCGGUUUCUUCUCGCAGAAGGGGGGCCAUUGGGUGGAAGACAUCAAGGAGUCAUCGGCCUGAUUUGGCAAUCGCCUGGACUCGUGAGCCCUGGGAGGCCCCCUUUGGCCAGCCCCUGGGAUGCAAGCCCCAAAUUUCCCCGUGUUUUUGGUGGUCGUGUGCGUUCAGGCGUUGGACAAAUUGACGUUCCAGCGCAGCUUUAG
Colletotrichum godetiae is the source of this 576-nucleotide messenger RNA. RefSeq lists its product as uncharacterized. The record is from RefSeq and is a predicted model, not a curated record. Lineage: Eukaryota; Fungi; Ascomycota; Sordariomycetes; Glomerellales; Glomerellaceae. The transcript has a single exon. Bases 1 to 576 code for a protein of 191 amino acids.